GAGAGAGAGAGAGAGAGAGAGAGAGAGAGAGAGAGAGAGAGAGAGAGAGAGGAAUACACCUUGUGUGAGUAAGCAUGAACGAAAGAAAAAAGGAGUUUUUCCGUUCGCACCUCAUCCUGCGUUCCCUCCUCGCCUCCCUCUGACAAACCUCCGUUUUACGGAGAGCAGGAUUCCAGUCGGUUUCCAUGGCUCUGCAGGUGGAUGUGAGGCAGUUGAAUGUGACUCUGUUGCGCUCCUUCCGCGAGGGCGUCGCUGCAGCUUUGGACAUCUCUCCUCGACACGUGCACAUCAACCGUCUCAACGAGAGGAAGAACGGCAUCGAGCUGUACGUGUCGUCCGAGGGCAGUGUGGGUCCGUCUGAGCCACUCUCAUCGGAGGACGUGAUUGGCUCCCUCAACAUCAACGUCCUGCACCGACACCUGGAGCCCUUCGGCAUCACACAAGUCUCCUCUGAGAAGAAUGUACUCCAAGGCCAGCGGGACAGGGACGACGUGUGGACCAACGAGAGUUUCUAUGCCGUAGUCAUCUUCCUCACUAUCUUCAUCAUCAUCGUCACCUGUUUGAUGGUUCUGUACCGGUUGAAGGAGAAGGUUGAAUACUCCGACCGCCAAGUCAAAGCCCCGCCGCCGCCAGGCCCCCGCGACGUCCGCCUGACCCCCAUCCCAGUGCUCCCGGCGCCCCCGAAAACCCCACCGCCACCUCCACCUCCACCUCCACCUCCGCCAAAGCACCCCCCACCUCCCCCUCCUCCUCCUCCCAGCAGCAGCAUGGUGCAGGCCAGGCCGGUCCCUAAAGCACCCGCCGCAAGCGUCACACCCGCGUACCCAUUUGCUCGCCCGUUCAGUCAUCCAGUCCUCCACUCCGCAAGCUCCCCCUCCUCCUUGUCUUCCUCCUCCCAUCCCAUCGCGGUGCCCAUCAUCCCCGUGGCCCACAGCCUCGUCUCCUGCCACGCCCACGAGUCUGCAGUCGCUCCCCCCUACACUCCGCCCACCACUGCUGAGGUCCGGCCCUGCUUCUCGGCAAGCCACUCCCCCUUCAGGAUGAAGCCUGCAGCCGGCCUCCAGGAGAGGAGAGGCUCCAACGUCUCGCUGGUGCUGGACAUGAGCUCGCUGGGUGCGGUGGAGCCCCUGAGUUGUGGGGUGGGAACCCCCAGAGAGAGCGCGGCCCAGGAGUACCUGCAGUCAGCCGGACGCACGCUCACCAGGGAGCAGCUACGACUCACAGUGCUCAACACACAGACCCUGCAUGCAGAGUUCGCCGAGAUUCCUAUGAAUUUUGUGGAUCCUAAAGAUCUGGAUAUACCCAGCCAUGGGACCAAGAACCGCUACAAGACCAUCUUACCAAAUCCACAGUCAAGGGUGAUUCUGAAGAGCAAAAACUCAUAUGAUCCUCUCAGUAGCUACAUCAAUGCCAACUUCAUCAGGGGUUACCUGGGAGACGAGAAGGCAUUCAUCGCUACGCAGGGUCCGAUGAUCAACACGGUUAACGACUUCUGGCAGAUGGCCUACCAGGAAGACUGUCCCGUCAUCGUCAUGAUCACCAAGCUGAAAGAGAAGAACGAGAAGUGUGUGCUGUACUGGCCGGAGAGGAGAGGGAUCUACGGGAGGACAGAGGUCCUGGUCAACAGUGUUCGGGAAUGUGAACAUUACACCGUACGCAACCUCACACUAAAGCAAGGCAGUCAGAGUCGUAGUGUGGAGCACUACUGGUACACAUCAUGGCCGGACCACAAGACCCCCGACAGUGCCCAGCCGCUGCUGCAGCUGAUGAACGACGUGGAGGAGGACCGGCUGGCGUCUGGACCCCGGGGGCCCGUCAUCGUACACUGCAGUGCUGGCAUUGGUCGUACGGGAUGCUUCAUCGCCACGACGAUAGGCUGUCGCCAGCUGCAGAUGGAGGGCAGUGUGGAUGUCCUGGGGGUUGUAUGCCAGAUGCGCUCAGACAGGGGUGGCAUGAUCCAGACAGGGGAGCAGUAUGAGUUUGUGCACCACGCCCUGUGCCUCUACGAGAGCCGCCUGUCAGCGGACGCUGGCCAAUGAGAGGGCCCCCGCCCACCAGCUCCUUGACAUCACUUCUUGUGACACAGGAAGUCUUUGCUUCUAUGCGCCACUUUGACCUGGAAGUUGAAAAAAAAAAAACCUUCAUGGGUGGUCAUCAUUUUUUGUGCAGCCCGGAGGAUCUUCUGACAUGGUUCUGGAGUUCGUUCUGGUUCUGUUCUGGAAGGACUGAGAAAGAAGUCGAUAUUGAAAUGGGUUUUUUUGGCGGUGUGAAGAAGUUUUUCGGGUGGGGUUUGUAUGGACCUGUGUUGUGUGUCGGGAAAAGACAGUCUAAAAGGAGGUCAUGGACAAGAAUCCAUCCUCUCUCUCUUUCUCUUUCUGUUUCUUGCUCUGUCUUUUUUUCUCUCGUGGAUGAAUGUAAUCUAUGAAGACUUUGUCUACAAUUCUUGUGUCAGCAGCAGAAGCAGCAGCUUCUUAUACUUUCUCCUCCUGAGUUCCCUUGCACACAACUUGCCUUCAACCCCAUCCCAACUCUUCACGACCUCUGUGUGAUCUUCACGACCACAGCAGGUGCUGUGGAACGCCACUCACACAAAAUGGUGGACUUCCUCCUUCUUCUCACGGACACGAUGAUGACGAUGAGGUUUUUCUUGGGUUUUCCUCAGUGGUGUUUUGUGUAGAAGUGUACAGGGGGUGAAUCUUCUGAUUCAUCCCCAGUAUUUUUGUUUGUUUUGCUUGUUUGUUUGCUUUUAAUUUUUUAAGCGUCUGUCUCCAUCUUAAGACUGUUAGAACAUAAAACGGAUCGGAGACAGGGUGUACUGUACAUUGUCGACUCAAUACUAUUCUGUUGCCAUAAUUAUUUCAGGAGAAAGCAAAUGUCAUUUCAUAGAAAGGUCUGGAACAAAACGUUAGAGGAAGGAAGGUAUCAUUUUUGUACUGAUGAAAACGACACUGCACAUGCAGAGAUACAUGACAGUAUUACCAUGUUUGAAAUCAAGUCAAACAAGUCCAAGUCUAUUACUACUCCCCAUUGUAACUCCCCAUUGUUAAGUAAUGUUUUGCUACAGGCUUGACAUGCAUACAGUACACACAAGCAAUGGCUAGGUUGACAAUAGACAUUGGGUACGUAAAGAAACCACUAACUGACAUGGAUAUUAUACCUUAAAGAAACAGCAAAUGCACACAUCCUUAAAUGAGUAUGAUUGGUUUUACCUGAAUAAUACUCUACCCAAUAUACUAGACCUCAACUCUGGUUCACCAUAUCUCUACAAGGUCUCUCCUUUUGUUUCCCAAAACACAAUAAUAAACCUAACUCAUACCACAAAGUCCUCCUCCAUGAAUCCACAAGAAAUAACCCCCUGUUGAUGGCAAUAGUGAGUCAUUGAAUACUAAGUAAAUAAAUAGGUAUUUGCAUUAUUUGAUAUUUGUAUGCUACUUGCGAAAGCAUGUGAAGAGAGUUGUAAAACAGCCUUCUUAAAACCAUAACCUGUACAUGGGCAAUGUUUGCAUUGAGUGCAAUGUCAAUGGUGCAGUCUUAAUAUACAUAUACAUAUAUAAUGACAUAUAGUUUAUAUGUUUGUUUAUGAAUCACAGUCAUGUAAAUUUAACACAAUUAUUUUUGUAUAACUUGAGCAGACUAUUUUGAUACCCAGGAUGUGUGAAGGAUGUCAACACCAAUCAUUCAGGCAUGCACAGUAUAUACACACACACUCUGUGUAAACCCAAGGAAAAUGUACACCUAACCUUAACAUUAAAUUGAGCUGAGUUCACAAUUAGUGUAGGCUAUAGCUAUUAGACAGUACCUCUGUUUGACAUCAGUGCUCUACAGGUCAGUUCAUAUUUAUGUCACUACGCCACCUUUGAAACAGCCAGACUUUAAAGCAGCACUAUGCAACGCUGGGGUGCAUUUCUCGAAAGCGUAGUUGUUAGCAGUUAGCAACUCGCAUAGUUGCCAAUGGGUAAUUGCAUUGCAACCAACAAAGUAGCUACCGUAGUUAGCAACUACGGUAUUUCUAGAAAUGCACCACUGCUGAGGUAAUGACCUUCAUAGGGUCAGCAGGUACAUGUACCGUAGUGAAAUCAAAAUGAAGACUUUUGACCCUCACAGCUGUCUAUGGACAGAAUGCCACAUUUGCAAAUCUGGAAGUCCUUCCUAGGUCUCCCAGACUCACCAAGUCUUGGAACACUUCAGGAAACAGGCCUCACAUUAAAAUUAAAAUCUAAAAAAAGGACUCUGUGAUCCACCUUGAUGGACUGGACUCAAUACUGUUUUAGUAUUCAAAGAGAAAACAGACAUUGCAUGUGUACAUGAUGAUUUUGAUUUGGAAUGAAUUAAAUAGUUCCGUCGAGUUUGCAUUGCAUUUCAUUCCAUUUAAUUCCAAAUUGUGCAGUGUAAAGCGGAGACCAGCUUUAUUCAGAAUUACAUUGAGUUCAUUCUGAAUUAAAAUCAUGUAAACGAGGCAAAUUUCUUUAAGCAUCAGUGUCCAUUAACUUGAAGAAAUCAGGAUCAGCUCCAUUGAUAAAAAACAGCUCAAAGUUGCAUAGUAUUUCUUUAAAGUGCUGCUAUGGAUAAAAUACCAAAUAGGGUUGUAGACCCAGUUAACUAUUGUGAGCAAGACUCAGAAUAAAAGACAGACGGACAUACAUAAUCUAGAGGGACCUCUGUGUUCUGCGUACAGUACAUGGCAUUCUGAAUACGGCCAAUAUGUGUUUUUAUUUGGAGGAUGGAGAACACUUUAUUUCAAGAGGACUUUAAUUACAGUAAGCCGGCAAGGGGGGACAAAGGGGACAGUUGUCCUAGGCCCAGGGAAAGAGGGGGCCCAGAACUGGAUUCUCAUUACAUUAUAUGUAUUGAAUGGGGACUUUGUCCCUGGCCCAGCCAAAGCUCACAGCGGGCCUGAAUUCCAGUGUACUCAUCAGGUGCAGUGGGAUAACUGAUGUAAUGACAUGUACGUACAACUGUAGUGCAUGCUAUUACAUCAUACUCAAAACAUGUGUCUUUGUGCAUCUACAUGCCAAGGAUGCCUUGGACCUCAGUUCAGCCCUUUGCCUCCCUGGAAGAAUUCACCAUUCUGGCAAAGUACUAUAAAACCACUUCAGAGUACAAUAUGGCAUUAUGGUAUGUAGAUACACAACAUAUACAAUGUAUUAACAUGUACUGCAGUUGUACUUACUUAGUUGUACAUGAUAUUAUACGUAGUUAUUCCACUGUAAGUACUCUGUAAUUAAAGACCCCUUAAAAUAAAGUGUUCCUGGAAGAUGUUACGGUACCAACGUCUCUGGCUCAGUGGUCAGGGCUGCCUACCUUCUCAACUCAACUUCUUUUUCAUAGUCUUUGACUGUGCUGUGUAAAAGUACCGUAUGUACAUACAUAUUGAAAGUGCUAUUA
This is a messenger RNA of Engraulis encrasicolus (European anchovy), 5385 nucleotides long. RefSeq names its product protein tyrosine phosphatase receptor type R (gene ptprr). The record is from RefSeq and is a predicted model, not a curated record. Bases 186 to 2039 code for a protein of 617 amino acids. Gene Ontology annotation, cellular component: cytosol; cell junction; plasma membrane. The transcript is spliced from 13 exons. Gene Ontology annotation, biological process: peptidyl-tyrosine dephosphorylation; signal transduction. Gene Ontology annotation, molecular function: protein tyrosine phosphatase activity; protein kinase binding. Lineage: Eukaryota; Metazoa; Chordata; Actinopteri; Clupeiformes; Engraulidae.